This is a messenger RNA of Ruditapes philippinarum (Manila clam), 1366 nucleotides long. RefSeq names its product BTB/POZ domain-containing protein KCTD7-like. The record is from RefSeq and is a predicted model, not a curated record. Bases 116 to 1021 code for a protein of 301 amino acids. The transcript is spliced from 2 exons. NCBI's taxonomy places the organism in Eukaryota, Metazoa, Mollusca, Bivalvia, Venerida, Veneridae. Gene Ontology annotation, biological process: protein homooligomerization.
GUGGUCCGUGACGUUUAGAUUGACAACAACCACAACAUGAAAUUAUGUAUUGUUUAAUAAUUGAUUAUUUAUUGAUAUAAAACUUGCAUUCCAAAACAAUGAACGUAAAACAGUCAUGAAUGACAGUGACUCUAGCUCUAACGAUAGCUCAGUGGAGGAAAUUGAUAUUAAACCAGUGAGACCAGCACCAAGAUCUCGGGCCAGGCCAAGGCAGAACCACGAGAAUCAUGGGGUCAGCCCAGCUAGGUCGCUGAGCCCUAACUCAGUGUUGAAUUGCAGCGGAGAUACAGCUGCAAUAAAGCGUUGCAUUGAUAACUACAGCUCUGUAAACAGCAGUGGGUCCCAAUUUCCCUCAGUGGUGCCGCUAAACGUUGGUGGAAUUAGAUAUGUCACAAGACUGUCAACGUUAAAGAAGUACCCAGACUCGAUGCUGUCGGCUUUAUUCAGUGGGAGAUACCAAGUGGACAAAGAUGUUGAUGGCAAUUAUUUCCUAGACUCAAAUGGAAUUCUUUUUGGAUAUUUGUUAGAAUUUCUUAGGAAUGGACUUCUACCACCGAGAGAGCAGUCAGUGCCGCUGUACAGGGAGGCAAGUUACUACGGACUUCAUGAACUUGUUGAGAAACUGACCUACAUGCCGCCAGUGGUCUCCCUUUGUGUCCGAGAAGCCCAUAAGUCUCAAUUUCCAAAUUACGAGGAGAUUAAAGAAAAUGUGAUAAAAAUAGCAAUGGAAAAUGCAACAUUCACUAAAAUGGGAGAAGUUAUUAUUUACGCUUUCAAGACAGAAUUUGUUGCCAAAGUGAACACGUUUAAUCCAAAUCAUGGAUGUAUAGUGGAGUCAGCUCAUAUCAAAUGUGGACCAUGGGAUGCCCCAGUAGAUGAGGAAGUGUUCAUAAAGUGUUUAGAAAAUGACCUUAUUGAUGAUGGUUUCAAUGUGAAACCACACGAGGUGAAGAAAAAAUGCCGCUAUUAUCACGGUCAAAGCUGUCAAAAGUUUGUGUAUCGAUUAACUUUGAUGCUUUGAACUGAAAGCAAUGAACAGUCUUUAGUCAGUUUUAGUUUACAUGAAUAUUAAAAAUGGGGUGGGGAGAAUGUCCAAACAGAGGUUUUGUUACAUAUAUUUAUUAAAUUACCUGUUUGUGGGAUAUGCAAUACUUUAAUCUGUUUAAAUCUGCUGUCACCCACACACAGUUGUUUGUAAUUUAUUCUGGAAGUAUCUCAUCAUCCUAUAUGUUUAAGGUGAUUAAAUAGGCUUUGGUGUGAAGUUUGCAGUUACCAUGACUGAGAUUAGCCGUUGGCAUGACCUAACACUUGUAGUAACAGUCAGUUGUCUUAGUAACAGUUGUCCUACCUGAAUUGAGACAGAUAU